This is a messenger RNA of Pyricularia grisea, 2277 nucleotides long. RefSeq lists its product as uncharacterized. Gene Ontology annotation, molecular function: DNA replication origin binding. The transcript has a single exon. NCBI's taxonomy places the organism in Eukaryota, Fungi, Ascomycota, Sordariomycetes, Magnaporthales, Pyriculariaceae. The record is from RefSeq and is a predicted model, not a curated record. Bases 1 to 2277 code for a protein of 758 amino acids.
AUGCCUGAUAGCGGCCUCUUGCGUCACCCAAACACGCACACCUCGCUUGCUCACGGCGGUAUGACCGCUUCGUACAGUGCCAUGCUACAGCGAUCAACAAGCACCGCUGUUACCACUGGAGGUCUUCUAUCGCCUGCCGCUCCAACGCCACGAGCUAUGGUUACUUCGGCCACUGCAGCAGCACGCAGGCUGUCUCUUCCUUCCCGGCACGCAAUAACGAAUGAAACCAUCGGCGACGCCUAUGUCAGCUUCAUAUUCUAUUGCAAUCCAGCAGUGCCCCCCGGCACCGACCCCUCAGCCCUCAAGGAAGCCUUCUGGCUGCCACCCAAGAGUGAAGGCAAGACUUUUAGCACUUACACUCUGUACGAGCUUAUUGGGAAGCUGAAUGAACGGGACGAGGUCAAGACUUGGGGCGACCUGGCUCUCCGUCUUGGUGUCGAGCGUCCCAAGGCCGAGAAGCAACAAAGCGCCCAAAAGAUACAACAGUACGCGGUGCGCCUGAAGCGCUGGAUGAAGUCUAUGCAUGUAGAUGCAUUCUUCAACUAUCUCUACGGCGAGGAAAACGAAUACUUCAUGGAAAUACCACCAGAAGGAACUCCCAUCACUGAUGUCUCCCGGGACGGCGUGGCGCCCGAGGAUGACAUGGCUUUGCGCGCCCUUCUCCCUCAUAUACGGCCCAGAAGGGGCAGAAGGGCACGGGAUGACGACGAGUCAGGAGAAUCGCCCGCCAAGGUAGCCAGGAUCGAGAUGGACGAAUGUCCGCCAACUGCCGAUCGGACAGACGCUACACAUGACCAUUGGUCAGCUCUGCCUGGCAAUCUUGGUGGUGACCUGAGGAACGUGCAAGGAACUACCAGCCAAGCUUGGACGAACGAUUUACCUCCACUAUCGGCGCACCCUCGGUCAGCAAUCACACCUUCUACGAAAGCUCAGUUCUGGGCUGAUGAACCCAAGUCAGCCAUCAUACCCAGCCGCGCAGGCCGUACCGGUCACAAACGGCAUGGGCCAAAAGUGGUCUCGUCGGCCUGGAAGAGCGGCCAAGGCACGAGUGGCAAGACACGCGGACGGCCUCCCAACAGUCGUGUGUCAAACAAUGAAGGCGCCUCGGCUUACCCCACAGACACACCAACCUCGGCCGCGCCGAACUGGCCAACAAGUAAUAAUAAUACAGAUCUUGGUUGGAGCCGUGGCGAUUUGCCAACGACACACGAAAUGCCCCAGUCUAAAGCAUCCCAAACGCCACCCGCACCCGAUGCUACUCCGCCAGCCCUUCCUGCCCUGAAUACUGCUCUUUCGAUUCAUGAUCUGCAGCAACAGCUGCACCCACAGCCCGGCCCGCAGUCGUCUUCUCGGCCAUUAGAGAAGCCCAAGGGACUUUCAUUGCAUGUUCCCGAGAGGGUUGGGAAUGAGGUACGAUUAGCAACUCCUCCCCCGCCUACCGUUAUGGUCAAUGGACAGACGCCUGCUCCAUCGGUUCAGCGACCAGAAGUAUCGGAAUCCGAAAUCCCACAGGCUCCAAGCGUGCGGCUCACGCCAGAAGUCACGUCAUCCGUACCACGGCCGGACCCCAGCACCAGCGAGAACGACAAGCCCAAAGUUUGCUUCAAAGACCUUAGCAACCGUACCAACAUGGACGAGCUCGAGGGCUUCUUCGCGCACGAGAUCAUGACUGGAAUCUGGCGGGACAAGGACGGCAACAGAUUGCCUAGCUGCAGUGUGGACGAAGCAUUUGCUAUAGUCCGCAAGGUCAUCCAGAGCCUCUUGGACGCUGCAAUUACGGAGGUUGGAUUCAUGCUCAAUGUAUCUGCUCUUGCCGGUGGCAAGGUGCUCAUGACGACCUCAUCAUUGCAGAUCACAGUAGUUGAGGAGCGGGAAGAGGAGACUCUUUACAGUUGCAAGUGGCUUUUGCAACUCGGUGACCUGAAGGGGGAUUUCGAGAUGCAGGAAACAGUAAGACAUGAUACAUGGCGGAAGCCGGCAGACCUGAGGCGGAAUGUGGUCUCAGAACCUGAUGCGUCUGUUCCAAAGGCGUCACGAUCAAAUGACUCCAAGGUGAUGGCCGCAUCGGCAAGCCAGGGCACCUCAGGCGGGACUACUCCAAAGCCAGGAACCGAUUCGGCCAACUCUAUGGAACCGAAUGGCACCGAAUCCGCCGAUUACUGGAAGGAGAAGUACCGGGAACUGGCCGAAAUGUAUAAGCGGAAGGACAAGGAGCUGGCCCGAGUGCAAUCAGCAGUAAUGAAGGCUUUGCAGGACCCACGUGCAGACCGACUUUAA